AUGGGGGAGUUUCAACGAAUUCGCCCUUUCAAGAUUUUAGCGGUUGUCAUGGUGACGAUUGCUGUGGUACUGACUGUUGCCUCAUUGGCUGGUCAUGACUGGGUGAGAACUUCCUUUUACGAUGGGAAAGUGCAGUCAUGGGGGCUGUGGUGGAAGUGCUUCAAGGUUCAUUCGUCAUUUCAGAUGUGUGUCAGCUCAGGCUGGCUGUCUGCUUGUGCGGCAAUGGUGUUUCUGUCACUGAUAAGUAAUGUUGUGGCAACAGGACUUGGUGUCUGGGGUCUGUGUGCUAAGAGACGACUGCCCUAUGUCCUGGCUGGAGCCAUGUGCAUUAUCUCUGGUGCUUGCCAGUUGCUCAGUGUGGUCAUUUAUCCGAUUAUGUUUACGCAUGAGAUUCGCAGCAACCCUGACAACAAAACAGAAACGUCAACUUUUUCCUUUGCUUGGACCUACGGCAUUGCAUGCGGUACUAUUUUCUUUGUGCUGGGAGCUUCGGUAUUCUUCCUCAUCAGAUUAAGGGAUGAGGACGAUGCUCAGCCAAUGAAAUCUUCCCAUGAGAAACCCACAUUUUACACCACAUAA
Molecule: messenger RNA, 579 nt
Organism: Candidula unifasciata
Lineage: Eukaryota; Metazoa; Mollusca; Gastropoda; Stylommatophora; Geomitridae
Source: the annotation of a GenBank genome assembly